Messenger RNA from Ahaetulla prasina, 6211 nucleotides. RefSeq names its product biogenesis of lysosomal organelles complex 1 subunit 6 (gene BLOC1S6). Gene Ontology annotation, biological process: intracellular transport. Gene Ontology annotation, cellular component: extrinsic component of membrane; transport vesicle; BLOC-1 complex. The transcript is spliced from 5 exons. Lineage: Eukaryota; Metazoa; Chordata; Lepidosauria; Squamata; Colubridae. The record is from RefSeq and is a predicted model, not a curated record. The coding region runs from base 256 to 765 and encodes 169 amino acids.
UCCGGAUCGCCGGAAGGCCUACUGUCCUGCGAGGUUGAGGCCUGCCCCUCCCGUACUUUACACCCACUCACGUCCCCGGCGGGGAUCCCGGUGACUCGGGCGAAGGGGUCGAGCGAAGCGGCCUCGCGGGGACUUUCCCUGACACCGCCGCCUGGAAGAGCUUCGGCAGGGCUCGCUACGCCUCGCUCAGGCACGGAGACUUAAGCGGCGGCUUUCCUGCGGGGUCAGUCCGGCCGCGCUCUUCCAGACUGGGCGAUGAGCUUGGCAGAGGCGCCGGAGGUGGAGGCGGGAUGGCCGUCCGGAGCCUUGAACGACCCCGCCUUAGAUCUUAAUGAUAAUUCCCCUGAUGAAGCCCUAGUAGAUGAUUUUCCUAUCAUAGAUAAGAAAGCUGUGGAGCAACUAACAGAAGGGCUAAUUUCACACUAUUUACCUGACCUACAACGAUCAAAACUAGCCUUAAAAGAACUCACACAGAACCAAGAAGUACUGUUAGAAACUGUACAACAAGAAAUUUCAAAGUUUAAAGAAUGUAAUUCAGUUCUUGAUAUCAACAUGCUGUUUUCAGAAGCGAAAUACUAUCACAAUAAAUUGGUAAACAUUAGGAAAGAGAUGCUGUUGCUGCAUGAGAAGACGUCAAAGUUGAAAAGAAGGGCGCUCAAACUCCAGCAAAAGCGACAGAAAGAAGAACUAGAACGAGAACAACAACGGGAGAAGGAACUGGAAAGAGAAAAACAAUUAACUGCCAAACCAGCAAAAAGGACAUGAAAGCCCAACAUGUUUUGCCUUGUUGUGCUAAUUAUAUUAACCUUUUGGACUUUCUGGGGAUGCGAUGAUCCCCUCGCACUCUCCCGUUCUAUUUUGCCAAGGAAAGUAUUAGCGCAGUCUUCAUAUUUCUACCUUGCUGUUAGGAACGGAAAGUGUACCACAUUAACUGCUCCUAAUCACUUUUUGAUUAAUGCUUUGCUAAUAUUGCUGGGUCAGAUUUUUUUUUUUUUUAAGAAAUAGGAUACUCUAUGGUAAGGUGGCAACAUGGUUGGCUGGGGAAUUCUGGGACUUGAAGUCCACAAGUCUUAAAAGUUGCCAAGGCUGGAAGCUCUGUGACAUUAAUUCCAACAUCUUACAAGGCCUCCAUUGGUAGUGCAUGUGUCCCAAACCCAGAUUUGUUCCUUAACGGUUAUCUCUACCUCAUUAAAUGUACGCUACACCACACUUCAGGGUAGUUAUCACCCAUCUGUCCAUGUCCCUUUGCUGAGCGAGGGAUCUUUGCAACUUGCAGGAAACAUGGGCAGAAAUCCUUGUGGCAACUUUCUGAGUUCAGAUUCUCCAAAGACAAGACUGGUGGAAUAGAAUUGUCAGGAUCUCAUUGCUUCUACAGGAUCCUUCCUGGGUUAAGAACUGACGGGACAACAGAAGAAGCAUCCAUGCGAAAAUAUUGGUGCAACGUUGGUCCAAUACCUGCUUUCAGGAAAUGAACACCUACCAUAUUUUUCAGAGUAUAAGACGCACUGGAGUAUAGUAUAAGACGCAUCUUAGUUUUUGGGGAGGAAAAUAAGAAAAAAGCUGAUUGGCAGGUAGAUUGGCCUCCCGGAAUACCCCCAAUCAGCUGUUUCCAGAGGUGAAUUUUAGCAACAGGUUCCUUGGUUGUGAGCUCUGUGCCUUGCUUUUUUUUCAGCCUAUGAAACUCUGUUUCAGGAAAAAAAAAAAUCUGCCUCUGAAAGCCUCCAAAACAGCUUUAGAAAAAAAGCCUCUGAAGCUCUGUUUGGGGGCUCCUUUUCUGAAGCUUCAUUUCUGACCCUUUUUUCAGCCUCUGAAAACUUCCGUUUGAGAAGCUGGGCUGGGCUACAUUCAGAGUAUAAAACACACCCAGAUUUUCACCCUCUUUUUUGGGGGGAAAAGGUACAUCUUACAGUCUGAAAAAUACGGUACUUGGGGAAACGCCGGGAAAGUUUUUGUAGCUUGCACCCAUCAGAUCGAUUUAGCUUAGAAGGAGAUCUCUGGUAACAAGCAGCAUUAGAAUUCUGGAUGCGCAGCCUCGGUAUCAAACACAGUCCUGUGUGAGUAGGGGGUUGGACUAGAUGACCUCCAAGGUCCCUUCCAACUCUGUUACUGUUACACAGGUAGCACCACAUGGAAAGUACAGAGCCAGCACAGACUGCCCAGUUGAAUGCUGGUGGCAGACCGCAGGCUCCCUCUUGUGUUCUCAGCAGUUGUUGCUCGUAGGUCAAUCGCCACAAAUAUUUCUGUUUAAAAUCAAGGCUGUUUUAAUUACUGUAAUUGGGGGGGGGGGUGUCCAUCAAGCACGAUCUGUUACAAUCAGACGUCAAAAUGCGUGAUUAAAAAAAAGGGCCUACUUGCCUGUGGGGGGAAAAUGUGUGAUUGUAUCAUUCUCAACCAGCAAACACAACUGGGGGGUGUGAAGAUGGAUGGAUGGUUUCAACCUCAGCAAUUUUGUGAUGUAUGGACUUUUAACUUCCAUACAUCUUAAAGUUGCUACAGUUGAGAAACCCAGGUAUAGAGAGGCAUUGUAAUAAACCUAGCGUUACAAUCUUAUAAUUAGUUAUAAAUAAAAUUACUGUGUUUUUCGGAGUAUAAGACACACCUUAGUUUUUGGGGAGGAAAAUAAGAAAAAAAAGUUGAUUGGCAGGUGGAUCAGCCUCCCCAAAUACCCCCAAUCAGCUGUUUCCAGAGGUGAAUUUUAGCAACAGGUUCCUUGGUUGUGAGCUCUGUGCCUUUUUUUUUUUUUUUUGCUUUUUUUUUCUGCCUCUGAAACUUCUGUAACAGCUUUAGAAAAAAAGCCUCUGAAGCUUCAUUUCUGAGGCUUUUUUUCUGAAGCUUCGUUUCUGUUUGAGAGGCUGGGUGGGGCUACAUUCGGAGUAUAAGACACACCCAGAUUUUCACCCUCUUUUUUUGGGAUGGAAAAGGUGUGUCUUGCUUUCCGAAAAAUAUGCUAGACUAUACGGUUUGAUUAAAAUAGAAGAAAAUCAGCAAAGGCUAAUACAACAAAAGCCAAUAUGAGUUUUAUGUUUAUGUUUACAGUUGGGAUCCUGGAGUUAAAAAGCAUGAUCCAUGGAGUCAAAACUCAGGUCAACUUCCCUAUUGUUUUCAGCUAAGUGUCUACCCCUGCUUUGUCCCAAUUUUAAUGGUGGACUCCCUCCACACAACCACGUUGUUGGGAAACUGAAUCAACAUCUUUAGAAUGCUAGGCUAUUCGCCAAAGAUAGUUAAAGGAACAAGGGGGACACAUCUGGGCACAGAAGGUAGCUGGAUACCUUCAGACCAGUCACUGAGCUGAAAAUUUGAGAAGGUCCUGGCAAAACUAUUCUAAAAAUGUUGCCAAGUAAUUGUGUGCUCAUUAUUGUGUGAACACUUGGAACAACGAUAGUGUCAAUCGCCUCUUAAGUAUAAAAGCAUUCAUGGUCACAUCCAGAUCUGUUCCAGCUAUGUGUGCUUAUAUUACAAACUACUUUUCCUCGUUAUCAAAUGCCACAACAAAGAUCUUUAAAUAGCUUUCCUGCUUAUGAGGACAUUACUGCUGAAGAGUGAUAGAUUAUCAGUCUGUAACACACGCUCAAGAGUUGCUUUCCAUGAGCUUCAGGAGUUUCCUCCAGCUUAUCUCCGCGUCUCUGGAAUCAGCAAACCUACUUUUGGAGUCAGACCUACAAAUAGCAACUAGUUUGAUGCUGGGUGCAGAUACUGUAAGGAGAGAAAUUACAACUGGCUUACUCCUCCCAGCAAGGACGUCAAGUAAACCUGAAGGGGUUUCUGAGGCAGCUUGUGAGGAGUCAAAGUUGAGUUGUGGAGUGCCAUAGUUUUCAUCACUAUUACCAUAAUGUUUGGGGAUGCGGUGGCUCAGUGGCUAAGAAGCUGAGCUUGUCGAUCGAAAGGUUGGCAGUUCAGCAGUUCAAAUCCCUAGUGCCGCGUAAUGGGGUGAGCUCCUGUGACUUGUCCCAGCUUCUGCCAACCUAGCCGUUCAAAAGCACGUAAAAAAUGCAAGUAGAAAAACAGGGACCACCUUUGGUGGGAAGGCAUUUAGUCAUGCCAGCCACAUGACUAUAGAGACGUCUUCGGACAGCGCUGGGUCUUUGGCUUUGAAACGGAGAUGAGCACUGCCCCCUAGAGUUGGGAACAACUAGCACAUAUGUGCGAGGGGAACCUUUACGUUUAAUGUUUGCCAUUGUACAUUAGUUUGGAAGAUGUUGGAUCAGCACCAGGGAAGCCCAGGUUGAAGUCCACCUUUCUCCAUGAAAGAUCCUAGGGUGACUUUAGGUCAAUCACUUUUUCAACACAAACCAAGAAAGAAUGGUGAUUGUGCAGAAAACUGGCAAGAAGAACCUUAAGUAUACACCAUUUUGAGCUCCUGGAGCAUGGCAGCCUAGGGAAUUCUGGGAGUUGAAGUCCACACUUCUUAGAGCUGCCACGGUUGACAACUGUGUCCUGGAGGGCACAGAAAGGCAGAUUCUGCAUCUCUACGCAAUUUGAAGAAAACCACAUUGAGAUAAGCCAGAUUUAGACCAAUAUCCUUUUCGUCUCAGCAAUCGGCCAGAAUUUCUCCAUAAAUCACAAGUUCUUCCAUCUCUUCCUUGCAAGGUGUAGUCAGAAAAAAAAAUCACAAUGGCAGCCACAAGGAUGUGAUCCAAGCACUGCACAAUUAUUAUUUUUUGUACGUCACCCUUCAAAAAAUGCAGAGGUUUAACUCUCGGGUCUUGACUGUUUUACUGACCUCUUGGCCCUAAGACAGACCGCUUAGUUCCUUCCCUCAAAUUAAACAGAGCUAAGCUCCCUUACCUAUUCAAUUCGAUUCGAUUCGAUUCUUCACCUUUCACAAAGCCAAGCUCUCCCAAAUAAUUUAUUUAUUUUAUUUAUUUAUUUAUUAUUCAAAUUUGUAUACCGCCCUAUCUCCCAAAGGACUCAGGGCGGUUCACAGGCAUAUAAAACAUCUAUAUACAAAUUAAAAUAAUCAUUAAAAAACUUAUUAUAAUGCCCAAUUAUUAAAAAUGGAAAUAUAAAUAUUAAAACCAAUUUAAAACCCCUAUAAAUUUAAAAUCUAAGCCAGUCCUGCACAGGUAAAUAAAUGUGUCUUGAGCUUGCGACGGAAGGUUCGGAGGUCCGGAAGUUGACGGAGUCCUGGGGGGAGUUCGUUCCAGAGGGCGGGAGCCCCCACAGAGAAGGCCCUUCCCCUGGGCGUCGCCAGACGACACUGCCUAGCUGAUGGCACCCUGAGGAGUCCCUCUCUGUGAGAGCGGACGGGUCGGUGAGAGGCAUCUGGUAGCAGUAGGCGAUCCCGUAAAUAACCCGGCCCUAUGCAAUGGAGCGCUUUGAAGGUGGUCACCAAAACCUUGGAAGCGCACCCGGAAGGCCACAGGUAGCCAGUGCAGUCUGCGCAGGAUGGGUGUUAUGCGGGAGCCACGAGGGGCUCCAUCUAUCACCCGCGCAGCCGCAUUCUGGACUAACUAGCCUCCGGAUGCCCUUCAAGGGAAGCCCCAUGUAGAGAGCGUUGCAGUAAUCCAGGCGAGACGUCACGAGUGCGUGAGUGAAUUUAAAUUCUAAACCCAGGUUGUCAUUGUUAAAGAGAAGUUGUAUUCCAAUAGACAGGGCUGUACCAAUAAAGCACUGAUGAUAUUACUAGUCUGGAUAAUGAGACAUCUGCAAGAAAAGCGAAGGCGCCUUCAGACCAGGGCUGUGGAUGAUGGGCAGCACAUCUGGAAGGCGCUGAAUUGGGGGAAGAAGAACCUACCCAGGAAAGAUGUUCCCGAACCCCCUUUCCUCCAGCCUCUGGGUGGACAACAAUCUCCCCCCCCCCAUCCCCAGCCAACGGUACUCCUAAGAACCUUAAGCGCUCCAGACUGUUGGCAGCUGUAUUACCGCAUAGCAGGGGUGAAAUCCAGCAGGUUCUGACAGGUUCUGGAGAACCGGUAGCAGAAAUGUUGAGCAGUUCGGAGAACCGGCAAAUACCACCUCUGGCUGGCUCCAGAGUGGGGUGGGAAUGGGGAUUUUGCAAUAUCCUUCCCCUCCCUCUCCCACCAAGUCACACCUACCCCACAAAACUGGUAGUAAAAAAAUUUGGAUUUCACCAUAGCCCUUGGUGAGAAAAACUUGGCAAGGCAAAAGCACUUAACCAGGUAUGUCUAUGGAGAUUCUCCAUCAUCCAGGUGAUGGUUGUCCCAAAGGUGCUUUUUCAAGAGGCAACUGGAGUUUCUGGUUUUUGUUUUUG